Messenger RNA from Symbiodinium sp. CCMP2456, 2580 nucleotides. The record is from the annotation of a GenBank genome assembly. NCBI's taxonomy places the organism in Eukaryota, Dinophyceae, Suessiales, Symbiodiniaceae.
AUGGCGGCGGCCCCGACGGUCGCGGCGCAGAUGGUCCAGCUAGCCGACCUCUACCAGACCGCCGGCGCCGGCGAGGCGAUCAAGGACUACCUCACCGCCCGAAAGAUCACAGCGACGCCGACUUUGGCGCUGAUAGCACCCACGGUGGAGCGCUUCACUACGCUCCUCAUUGCGCCGUUCCUCGCCGGGGUCACCAUCGACGCCAAGGAACACAAAGCGGAGGAUGGGCAAGACGCCGUCGCGUCGGCCAUCCUGACCCAUCUCUUUGUGGAGGCCCGGCGGCAGUGGGACGCGGUGUCCUCGACACCGCCGCCAUCAGCUUUGCCAUCGCCGCCAUUGCCGCCGCCUAUCAACCCGGGCCCGUCCUCGGCCCACGUGCCGGACCGGCCGCCGAAGACCUUCUCGGCGUGGAACCAGCAGGUCAAGGCCUAUGAGGACCGCCUGCUCGACGGCAAGCGCCGCACCUUUCCGGUACAGGAGUUACUGGGCGCCGAGGAGAUACUCGCCAGGAUGUGGUUUGAGCACACCGUCUCUAAGAUGUACACGCCGGUCACCUUGGGAGAGAUUGUGUCGCGCCGUACAUGGACGCCGGGAAGGGUGCUCAACCCGCUCGCGGCGAACAGAGCCUCUGCCGCCGCCAGCUCCAAGGCACUGCGCUUCGACCACGGCGCGCUGGUGCAGGAGGAGCCGGCGGAAUGGUCCCCCAAGGGCCUCUUUUCGACGAUCGACGGGGCCAACGCAGCCAGGUGGGCGUGGACCCUGCUCGGCAUCGGCGAGGAGGACGACGUGAUGAAGUACGCCGACUGGUUUGUGGCGAAGGCUCGGGCGCACUCGGAGAUGGUGCCGGCGAUCCAGGCCUUCUGGCACAAGACGGCGUGGACCCUGGCCAUGGCGCUGCGGAACAGCACGUCCUUCCACGAGGCCACCAAGCACAUCAUGAACGACGUCGCCACCUGGCAGGAGCAGACAGAGGACCAGGACCCGACGUGGUGGGGCAUGGGCGGAGGCCGCAAACGCCGUCGCGGCGGCAAGGCACGCAGCAAAGGGCGCGGCGGCAAGGAGAAGCAGCAGCAGUCCGGACGCGGCAAGAAGGCGAGCCAGGACUGGUGGGGCCAGCCCGCCGCCGGCGGCAAGCAGCAGCACUACGACGAUCAGGUACCCGACCCACCACCGCCGAAGAAAAUCAAGCUCUCCAGCCGGACGCCGAGGGGCGACGAAGUCAUUGUGCUGUCGGCGUUCGACGGUGGACCGCGCCGCCAUGACUACAACAUACCCGGGAUCCACCACCGCGGCGACAUCACGGAGGACUCCCCCAAGGACACGGCGAAGAAGAUCGCCGAGCUCGACCCGGAGGCAGGGUGCAUGAUUAUUUUCCUCGCCGCGCCGCCGUGCCAGGACUUUUCCCGCGUGGGAGACCGGGAGGGUCACGCCGGCAACCGCGGCUACCUCUUCAACUUCACGGCGGAUUUCAUCGACGAGCUGCGGCCUUUGCUCGCGCCCCGCCGCUUUGGGGUGUUGGUCGAGAAUGUCGAGAUGACGCCGGCCGACGCAGCAGCCGCGACCAAGCGACUGGGCUUCGAGCCGGUGUUCGCCGAUGCGGCGGAGUUCGGCUGGAUAGGGCGCCCACGGCUGUGGUGGACGUCGAUCGACUGGGAGGAGGUCACCCACGACCCCACCACCGCCGAGAGAUGGACAUGGGUGCUGCAUCGCCGCUGGAACAGGCUUCGCCUCGACACACCCAGGGCGGCCGCCGAAACCUUUGACUUCGACGGCCUCAAGUUCGCCGACGCCGUGGCAUCGGGGAGAUUGCGACUGCCAUGUUCGACGACCCCGGCGGCCGAUGAAAGAGGCAGACCGCCGCCGCGUUCGAUGAGGGGGAAGGUGACCACCGACGUUCAGCAGCGGUGGCUGCUGGACAGCCGCCAGUUUGCGCCGUGGCACUACCAGAGGGAGGCCAUGCUCGCCGACGACCAGGGGAAGCUGGUCGUCCUCACGCCGGACGCCAAGGAGCAGCUGCACCACAUGCCCAAGGGGUACACGGCGAGAACCAAGGACGGCGAGUUGGAGCCGCGCACCCGCCAUCGCCUCAUCGGCAACGGGUGGCACUGGGGCGUGGCGCGCCGUCUCAUCCUGGCCCUCCUCGUCCACACGGCGGUCGCGGCGGCAGAGCCGUUGGAAGUACCCAGGUCACCGUCGAGUACGACGAUUCAGUGGAUCGCCGACCAAUGGGGACCCCAAGGCCCACAAUUGGGACCAGCCCCGCCGCGUCCCAGCAUCGAGUACCUGCAGGACCUCGACGAAGACGGACACUGGGCGGCCUCGGCGAUGAUGCGACAUCCCGUAAAGGCACCGCCGCCACUUGAGCCGGCGUGGGAGAGACUUCUUGUACUGCGGCACCGGUGGCGCCACGACCUGCCGAGGAUACGCCGCGAGGUCAUCGCCGAGGUGCAGGGCAUGGUCGAGGACCUCGCCGAACAGACCCAGGUGUGGAUGGCGGCACGUGCGUGGUGCGUCCGCAACACCUACAGCACGCCGGACAAAGAACGGCCGACCCAGGUGCUGCCCAAUAGAUCCAAAUAG